AUGGCAACUCUUAGAGCGGCACGAGCUGCAGCACGUAUUCAUCGUACUGUGCGCCACGAGAUGGAGCCGAAGAUCAAGCCUGGAAUGCGGCUGGACACUUUUGUGGAGGAGUUGGAGAGUCGAGUGAACAUGCACGCUAAGUUCGAUCCCAAGCGACCACUUGAGCGUGGCUGGGGUUUCCCUACUGGCGUGUGCUUGAAUGAAGUUGCCGCUCACUUCACGCCCAACAACCCGGCCUUCUCAACAGCACCUCCGCCCCAGUCUAUCAUAUACACUGCUAAUGAUGUGCUCAAGGUCGACUUUGGAGUCCAUGUCGACGGCCAUAUAAUUGACUGCGCUUUCUCCGUUACCCAUAACCCUCUUUUGGUGCCUUUGCUAGAGACAGUAAAGGAAGCAACAUACACAGGCAUUCGCACGGCUGGAGUUGAUGUGCGGGUGUGUGAUGUGGGUGCUGCUGUCAGCGAAGUCAUGAACUCGGGUGAGCUCGAGGAUGGAUCCCCAGUGAGGGUCAUCUACAACCUGUGUGGUCACUCUAUCGGCAACUACAAGAUCCACGAUGGUCUGGCCAUACCCCUAGUGGAUAACGGAGACCAAACUAAAAUGAAGGCUAACCAGCUCUACGCUGUGGAGACCUUUGGAGGUGCUGGUGGUGGAAUCACUGGUUAUGUCACCAGCAAAGGGGAGUCGAGCCAUUUCAUGCUGAGCCCUUACUACGAGCAGUUUAGCCGUCUUCUGUCGGCCAACGGCAAGAGGACUCUCUCCCACAUACUUAAGCGUUUCAGCACGAUGCCGUUCGCUGACCGGUGGCUAUCGGCGUUUGACUGCGGGAAUUUGAGAGAGCUCGUGCGGUAUAAUGUGGUGAUGGACUGUCCUCCGUUGGUGGACGCUGGUCCGGGAGGAUACAUAGCGCAGUUCGAGCACACCAUCAUGUGCGGGGAGAUGGGCACGGAGAUAAUAUCAAAAGGACCGGAUUAUUAGCUGUCAUUAGCCUCGGCGAUGUUCCU
Molecule: messenger RNA, 1004 nt
Organism: Perkinsus marinus ATCC 50983
Lineage: Eukaryota; Perkinsozoa; Perkinsida; Perkinsidae
Product: Methionine aminopeptidase 2B, putative
Exons: 9
Coding region: 1-978 (325 amino acids)
Biological process (GO): proteolysis
Molecular function (GO): metalloaminopeptidase activity
Source: RefSeq, a predicted model, not a curated record